AUGGCGGACCACUCUGACACAACAGUGUCGAACAAGCGAUGGCACAUUGCAGCAGACAUCGGGGACCACGCAAGAGACCCCAUUACUCUAAUCUUUGUCCGCUUCUGGGCCAUGUUAAAGGCACGCUUACAGCCUGAAGUGCCUAGCCAAAACAUACCCAAGGGGUCAGAGCCGAUGACUGACGAUUGGGGGAACCUCCUCAGGGCAAAUCUAAGACCUACGCUUCAAACUCCCACGUCCAGGGUCCUCCCGGGCUGA
Pelobates cultripes (western spadefoot toad) is the source of this 258-nucleotide messenger RNA. Lineage: Eukaryota; Metazoa; Chordata; Amphibia; Anura; Pelobatidae. The record is from the annotation of a GenBank genome assembly.